This is a messenger RNA of Trichoplusia ni (cabbage looper), 2181 nucleotides long. Its product is annotated as ubiquitin-conjugating enzyme E2 J2-like. The transcript has a single exon. The record is from RefSeq and is a predicted model, not a curated record. Bases 191 to 868 code for a protein of 225 amino acids. NCBI's taxonomy places the organism in Eukaryota, Metazoa, Arthropoda, Insecta, Lepidoptera, Noctuidae.
CAUCCCUAUCCGAAUGACGUAUUGUAUGAUUGCAAAUCAUUUGACGUAUUAUUUUAUUUAUUCGCGAUUGAUUUUGAUCGUUCAAAAAAUAAGUAUAGUAGACUUAAUUAACGAAAUAACAGUGGAUGUUUGCUGUGAUAUUGAGCAGUGAAUACAUACGUAUUAUAUGAUUGCUGUUUUGUGCUAAGUCAUGGCCAAAACUAAAAUUACAGGCGCUACGAGCAGACUAAAGCAGGAUUACCUCAGGCUUAAAAACGACCCCGUACCAUACGUUACUGCCGAACCAGUGCCGUCAAAUAUAUUAGAAUGGCACUACGUCGUCAAAGGACCGGAGAAAAGUCCCUACGAAGGUGGGUACUACCAUGGAAAAAUAAUAUUUCCGAGGGAGUUUCCGUUCAAGCCACCGUCAAUUUACAUGAUUACGCCGAACGGAAGGUUCAAGACAAACACGCGAUUAUGCCUUAGCAUCACCGAUUUCCACCCUGAUACAUGGAACCCGGCGUGGUCGAUAUCGACGAUCCUUACGGGAUUACUGAGUUUUAUGUUGGAGAAGACACCAACAUUGGGUUCAGUUGAAACUUCUGACUAUCAAAAACGGUGCCUAGCAGCUGAAUCUUUGGAGAUCAAUAUUAAAAACAAAAUGUUUUGUGAGCUGUUCCCGGAGUAUGUUGAAGAGAUUGAGCAGCAGCUGAAGCUCCGGCAAGAAGCCAUGCUGCAUGCAGAAAACACGAAUACAAGUGAAGGUGAAGUGAUAACUGAACAGCAGUCAAACAUGUACUAUAUUAUGACAAACUUGUUUGUGUUGGUAGGCUUUGUAUUCCUUGCAUACAUGGUCAAAUAUGUCUUAGUCUCCAUAUCUAAUGAUUAGACAAUAAUUAUGCUGUAUUUUAAUGUAAAUAUUGUAAUUUAUUUUGUAAAUACAUUUAUUCCAUUAGAGGCAAAUUUAGAAGUUGAUAUGACAUUGUGCUAAGCAUACUGAUAUAAAGUAUCAUUUGGAAACCAGCAGUAAUUUAUUUUGAAAUCAAAAUAUUCUGGACUGGUACAGCAGCCUUUAGUUUUAGUGAAGUGAUUGAAGAAGUAAAAUCUCCUGUAGUUAAUUAUGUUCUAACUUAUAAAAUAUUAUUUCUGCAUAGUUACCAUACUUAUUCUUUAAACCAUACCAAAUCUGGAAAUAAUAUCUUUCCGUUUUAAAUUCCAUUUUGCAUAAUUUCACACAGAUGUGUUAUCUGAAAGUAAAGCUUGCAAGUCUUUGUAUUGUAUAAUAAAGUGGCAGUGAUAUGUGUUGUUUACGAAAAUAUUGUUUGCUUAGGUGUUAAGUGACAAGCACUAUGCUUUGGGAGCAUAAACACAGCUUUUAGAUAUUCCUAAUUUAAUGGAUAGCUAGCUAGUGUUGGAAAUUAUAAAUGUAGUAUGAUGUGAUAUAGUUUUUCACUUGCACACAUUGUGGGUAAAAGAUUACAAUAAGCUUAUAAAGUUCUCCUGAAUAAAAAUUGGCAAAUGUGAUAGUGAAUGUAGUAAUCUCACAAAGCUAGUUGUAAUACUUACUACUUCUAUAAAGAUUAAUUAAAAUUUUUCAAUGUCAUAUUUUCCAUCUAUGCUUGAGACAUAUUUUCAUGACUAUCUUCAUUACAUCUAGUGUAUAACUUCGAGUAUCAACUUUGAUCAUGUAUUGCAUCUUAGAAAUGUUUAAUGUAUCACACUAAGCCUACUUCUGCAUUUAAAACUAGUGUGGAUUCUGUAACUAUGUAAUAAAAUGAAGAUUGAUGUACAUUUAUUUUCAUUGUAAGUGACAUAUUAAAAUUAUUUCAUUAUGAACAUGUAUUGUAAUUUUAGGAUGCAAAGCUAGGGUUGAUUGUAUUUUGUGCAAAGCUGGUUAUAAAUAUGUUAAAAUUUAUGUUUAUCUUGCAAGUAUUGUUUAUAUGGUUAUUUUUUCAAUGUAAAAUGCUAUACUAUUCAUAUAGCAGCAUUCAGUGUCUACUUGAAUCUUUAAAUUUCCAAGUACUUAAUGUAUUUAUUAUGACUUCUCUGAAAUUUUCCUGACUGUAAUCAUUAUAAUAAACAAUGUUAAGUGUGGUAUAUAUUUGUUACAAAAUAUGAAUACAAAAAUGUGGACUGUCAUUGUACUAUCGAUUUUAGCAAUUUCUAAUUGUUAAAAAUCAAGUAAAUGUUAUUUUUUUUAAG